Molecule: messenger RNA, 1990 nt
Organism: Mus caroli (Ryukyu mouse)
Lineage: Eukaryota; Metazoa; Chordata; Mammalia; Rodentia; Muridae
Gene: Macroh2a2
Product: macroH2A.2 histone
Biological process (GO): nucleosome assembly
Cellular component (GO): nucleosome
Molecular function (GO): structural constituent of chromatin; DNA binding; protein heterodimerization activity
Source: RefSeq, a predicted model, not a curated record
AUCCGCGGCCCGGAGAACUGCCGCUUGCCGCCAUUGACACGCACAGAUACAACCCCAAGAAAGGCAGGGUCCUGCCCAGCACCGGCGGCACGCGGGCCGAACCUGCGGCCGGGAUUGGCGCGCACUAGGCCACCGGGCGCCCGGAGCCCGCGGUGCAGCACCAGUAUUGUGUAGGUGCCAAUAGACCACUCUGUCAGCAAGCUGAGAGGAAAAUCGAGGCAAGAUGUCAGGCCGGAGCGGGAAGAAGAAAAUGUCCAAGCUGUCCCGGUCAGCCAGGGCCGGCGUCAUCUUUCCAGUAGGCCGGUUGAUGCGCUACUUGAAAAAGGGAACCUUCAAGUACAGGAUCAGCGUAGGUGCUCCCGUCUACAUGGCUGCGGUCAUUGAGUACCUAGCAGCGGAAAUCCUGGAGUUGGCUGGGAACGCUGCGAGGGACAACAAGAAGGCACGGAUAGCUCCCAGACACAUCCUGCUGGCCGUUGCCAACGACGAGGAACUCAACCAGCUACUGAAAGGAGUGACUAUCGCCAGUGGGGGUGUCCUGCCGAGAAUCCACCCCGAACUGCUGGCCAAGAAGCGAGGGACCAAAGGCAAGUCAGAGACGAUCCUCUCCCCACCCCCAGAGAAAAGAGGAAGGAAGGCUGCAUCAGGCAAGAAGGGGGGUAAGAAAUCCAAGGCCACCAAGCCACGGACGUCCAAGAAGUCUAAAGCAAAGGACAGCGAUAAAGAAGGAACAUCAAAUUCCACCUCGGAGGAUGGGCCGGGAGAUGGCUUCACCAUCUUGUCUUCGAAGAGCCUCGUUCUGGGGCAGAAGCUAUCCCUGACCCAGAGUGACAUCAGCCAUAUUGGCUCCAUGAGGGUGGAGGGCAUCGUCCACCCAACCACAGCCGAGAUCGACCUCAAGGAAGAGAUAGGGAAAGCCUUGGAAAAGGCUGGGGGUAAAGAGUUCUUGGAAACAGUGAAGGAGCUUCGCAAGUCCCAAGGCCCUUUGGAAGUCGCUGAAGCUGCUGUCAGCCAAUCCAGUGGACUCGCAGCCAAAUUUGUCAUCCACUGUCACAUCCCCCAGUGGGGCUCCGACAAAUGUGAAGAACAGCUGGAAGAGACCAUCAAAAACUGCCUGUCUGCAGCAGAGGACAAGAAGCUUAAAUCCGUCGCCUUCCCACCGUUCCCCAGUGGCAGAAACUGCUUCCCCAAACAGACGGCCGCCCAGGUGACCCUCAAGGCCAUCUCGGCUCACUUCGACGACUCGAGCUCGUCCUCGCUGAAGAAUGUGUACUUCCUGCUCUUCGACAGCGAGAGCAUCGGCAUCUACGUGCAGGAGAUGGCCAAACUGGACACCAAGUAGCUCUCUCCAGCGGCAGAGAAGGAGGAGGAUCGGCGUGACGUCACAAGAGCGGGGGUUUUAUUUUUUACAAGGAUUGCAGAAGGGUGACGGGGCAUGGGAGCGGAGGGUGGCUGAGAGGGUGAACGGAGGCAGCGGGAACGGGUCCUGCCUGCCUGGGGAAGGGGUCCGGUGCGUUUUAUAUUCUCUUUACAAAGGGCCUCUCUUCCACAGUUAACCAGGUCUCCACCAGGGCUUUCUUUCCAUGUGUUUUUCUUCCUGUUGUUUUAGAACUUUUUCAAAAACAAACAAGACAAACAAACAUAAAAAUAGGCCUUCUUUAGAUUUAUAGCAGUGACUUUUACACACACACACACACACACACACACAAAAUCCGUUCACAGUUUCUGUGUCUUUGGGUUCCUCCUUUUUCCAAGAGAAAAGGAUGUGACUGCCUAACCUAGGUAUACUGGCUGUCUCCCUCAGUGGAGAAGAUGAGAAGAACAUCUUGGGGUGCUUUUCUGUUAUAGGGUCCCCUCCCUGACGCCUAAAAUAUUUGUAACUACACCUAAAAGGGUUUUGCUUCGGGAUUUUUGUUUGUUCGGUUUUUUUGUUUUUUUAAAGAAAAAGAAAAAUGAGAAGAAAAAAAUGAAAGCUCCAGCGUCUUUCUUA